Messenger RNA from Nylanderia fulva, 1315 nucleotides. RefSeq lists its product as uncharacterized. NCBI's taxonomy places the organism in Eukaryota, Metazoa, Arthropoda, Insecta, Hymenoptera, Formicidae. Gene Ontology annotation, molecular function: protein binding. The record is from RefSeq and is a predicted model, not a curated record.
UUUAUAACCUCUAACAGUGCAAUCUUACAAAUCAUACCGAUUUUAUAUAUACACUCGUCCCGGAUAAUUUUUGCAAUGCUCUCAAGAAUACAUACUCAUCUCUCUCGUAUCUUAUCAUUUCCCUGUCCUGUAUGCGAUAACUUCACCUGACCAGACCGAUUUCCAAAGAAAGUUAUCUUGUGUGUAACAAGUCACUAUGAAUAUAACAUUCAUUUUAUAUGAAAAGAGAUUUUCCUGCUUGAACAUUCAUUUAUUCAUACGAUAUGUUUGAUUUUUCAACGUUAAAAUAUUUAAUUCAGUUUAAUUCUUAUUAAUGUUAUGUUUAUUGUGAUAUGAAAAGUGCUGAACAUUAGCAAUAAUAUCAAAUACUUUUAUUACAUUAUCAAAAGGGUGAUGUGAAAGUAAGAAUAAUGUGAGUAAUGUCAAACACUAGCAAUGAGGUAAAAUACACUCUGAAAGCAAAAGAAAAAGAAGAAUAUGCCAUGACUUGUCUAGGAACAUAUGUAUUUAUGGAUAAACAUUGUAGACAAUUAUCAACUUCAGAUAGUUCAUCUGCGCAGCAAAUUGAUUCUUUGUCACUUGCAUAUGAAGAUCUUUUCACCAUGCCUUAUAACAUCAAACAGGAUUAUGAUUUCGUAAAACAUUUAGAUAUUAGUCACAAUGUGUUCAGUAGGAAUUUACAAUUUUUAUCAGAAUUUGACAACUUGAGAUCUCUCAAUUUAGAUCACAAUAAAAUAGAUGAAAAUACUGUGUUCCCAUUCAUGCCAAAUCUUGAGCUUCUCUGGUUGAAUAAUAAUCUUAUUAAAAAUUUGUAUCCCUUUAUUAAGAAUCUUUAUAAAAGUAUACCAAAUCUAAAAUAUUUGUGCCUCAUGGGAAAUGAAGCGGCACCUAGUUAUCUUAAUGGUGGAAGUUUCUUCGAAUAUCUUCAAUACAGGUUAUUUGUGCUAUCUUGGUUUCCACAUUUGGUGCACUUGGAUGACAGAAUAGUGACUGACGAGCAGCUAUUAGAGGCCAAGAGAAUGUUCAAACGACCAUUGCUUGAAAAUGUAAUUGAACUGCCAGAAUGCAUUAAGGACUUACAUAAUAAGAUAAAUAUCUUUUCCAAGUCGUCAAUGUCUGAUGGUCAAAAAAUAUCAAGAGGAACCAAUCUUAUUAUUUAAACAGUAUUACAGUGCAGCUCAAAGAAAUUUUGACUAGAUGUUUUUUUUUAAGAAAGAAAUGAGAUUGUAAUAUGUUAUAUCCCAUUAGAAAUACGUGCCAAUUACGAAAGCAAUAUAUAUAUACAAAACAUAAUUAUUUAUAUAAAUAUUUUCUU